Symbiodinium sp. CCMP2456 is the source of this 1746-nucleotide messenger RNA. Lineage: Eukaryota; Dinophyceae; Suessiales; Symbiodiniaceae. The record is from the annotation of a GenBank genome assembly.
AUGGCUGCGACGAGAUCCACCGAGGCCGGCCAUGACCCGGUACUGUCCGCGGGCAUGGGCGUGCCAAAGAGGCGAGCUGCAGCCGGCAGGACCGCACAUGCAACGUGGAAGUGGCGGAGAAGAACCUGGAGUGCCGUGCUGGCCCUCCACCUGGUCGCAGCAGAAGCAAGUCUGUCUCCUGAUGGCACUGUACGCGACCUUGGAGGCAGCAACUUCUCAGCUGCCAUCACAAGGUCUGGUGGCCUCAGCUUCGUGGAGUUCUACGCUCCUUGGUGUGGCCACUGCAAGAAGCUGGUACCGGAAUGGGAGAGGACAGCAGAGCUGUGCAGAGAUGAUGGAAUCUUGGUGGCCAAGGUUGACUCCAUUGCUGAAAAGGCUCUAGCGCAACAGCACGAGGUUCAGUCGUUCCCAACUCUGAGACUCUUUCGAGGCAGCCCGAAGGUUUCCGUCAAGUACGAAGGUCCUCGCACUGCUGCUAAAAUGGCAGAGUGGGUCAAGGCCAAACAAAACGAAGACCUGGUCCAACGACUGCCGGCUUCUUCGGAGGAAAUCGCAGCUUGGGCCUCUCAGAAGCCGGUCGCAGUGCUGGGGCUCCUGGAGGGUGUGGUCGAGAGCAGCGUCUUGCUUCAAGCUUUGGAGGAUGCAUCGUUCACCUUGAACCCUUCAGCCGCAGGAGGCGAGGUGCCCAUUGGCAUCGUGGAGUCGACAAGCCCUGCCCUUCUCAAGAGCCUAGGCUCGACAGGUUCCGGGCCGAGGCCGACGCUGCCAUGCGUCGCUCUGCUGCGCAGCUUCGACUUCGAAGAGAAGGUGUCGGUUUUCACUCCGCAAGGCAGCUGGCCCAACAGCUUCGAGGCCUUGAUGUCAUGGAUAGCAGCGAAGCGGGUGCCGGCCCUGAUCCCAGGAUCGGAGCAGACGGAGAAGUUCUUCUUGCAGGACAUCGAUCCUGGAAAUGGCUUAGUGCUUUACUUCGGUGAAGACGAGCAGCUCCGCCGCGAUCUCCACGAACUGGCUGUGUCGUUCCGCAGUGAUGCGAAGCUGAAGUGGGUGCACCUAAAGAAGAGCCAGUUCGGUGAGAGCUUGGGCAAGAACGUUGGAUUGACCCCUGCCGACUUUCCAGAGGUGGCGAUCUGGGAGUUCGGAGAGACAGAGGACACCGACAAGGUGUAUCGGCUGUCCCAGCAGUCCUCUGGUGCAGCUUUGACGCGAAAGGCAGUUCAGGCCUUUGUCGAUGACUGGCGGCAGGGGAAGCUCUCGGCAGAAAAGGAUCCAGUGGUUUCGGUCACGAGUGACACGUUCGACAGCCUCGUCAUCGACAAUGACAAGGAUGUGCUGGUCGAGUUCUACGCUCCUUGGUGCGGCCACUGCAAGGCUCUGGCUCCAGAAUACAAGCUGGUGGCCCAGCACUAUGCACUGGACGACGACAUUUCGAUCGUGCGACCUGGUUGCCUACAAUCCGAUAAGUUGGCUUUUGAGGGAGUACUGACAGGCGCUUUCUUUAGCUUGGCUUUCGUGUCGGUUUUUAUCUGCCAGUCGGAAGAUGGAUGCGACGAAGUACAAACAUGGCUCUGCAGACAUCAAGAGCUAUCCGACCCUCAAGCUUUAUGCAAAGGGCAAGAAGGAGACUCCCAUCGACGGGGAGUUCAAGUCAACGCGGACCAAGGAUGGAAUUCUGGCGUUCAUCGAAGAGCACCGUGCCACGAAGAAGAAGGGAGGCAAAGGAGGAAAGCAGAAAGACACAGACAAUGA